Oncorhynchus mykiss (rainbow trout) is the source of this 1492-nucleotide messenger RNA. The record is from RefSeq and is a predicted model, not a curated record. Lineage: Eukaryota; Metazoa; Chordata; Actinopteri; Salmoniformes; Salmonidae.
CAUCCUGAUGCUGACGAGGCAGAGAGGAGUCUCUCCAGAUCAGAACAUCAGAUGGACAAAGCUAGCCCUUCCUCCCACCCAGAGUCCCCGUGUCGUGCCUCUCCCGGUAGCACCUUACUGCUGGGUAUGAAGAGGUUGUCUGUGCUGCUGGUGGACUGCAGGAAAACAACGGAGCUGACUGGAACUGUGAGAGGAGGAGAAGAGAAGGAAGGAUCAGAUUUUACUCAUAAAAGAGGAAAACCAAACUCGGCGGAACCAGAGACGUCCAAACCAGCAAGACAACACCUCUGCUCCCAGAUUGGAAAGAGUAUUACCAAAUUAGGAAGCCUGAAAAGACAUGAGAGGACACAACCAGGAGAGAAGCCACACAAUUGCGCCCAGUGUGGAAAGAGUUUUAACCAGUUAGGAAAGCUGAAAGUUCAUGAGCGAAUACACACAGGGGAGAAGCUUUUCCAUUGCGCCGAGUGUGGAAAGAGUUUUAACAAGUUAGGAAACAUGAAAUCUCAUGAGCGAAUACACACAGGGGAGAAGCCUUACCACUGCUCCCAGUGUGGAACUAGGUUUACCAAGUUAGGAAGCCUGAACAGACAUCAGAGGACACACACAGGGUCGAAGCCACACCAUUGCUCCCAGUGUGGAAAGAGUUUUAACCAGUUAGGAAACAUGAGAUCUCAUGAGCGAAUACACACAGGGGAGAAGCCUUUCCAUUGCUCCCAGUGUGGAAAGAGUUUUAGCCAGUUAGGAAGCCUGAAAGCUCAUGAACGAAUACACACAGGGGAGAAACCUUACCACUGUUCCCAGUGUGGAAAGUGUUUUAACCGGUUAGGAAAGCUGAAAGAACACAUGAGACUGCACACAGGGGAGAAGCCUUACAAAUGCUCAGACUGUGGGAAGACAUAUUACUCAUCACAGUCACUUAAAAGUCAUAUGAAAAUCCACACAGGAUAGAAUAAUUACUUCUAGUGUGUAAAUUGAUAUUUCACAUCUCAUUGACUUAAAAUUCAUCAGAGGACAUACACAGUGCUCCCAUUAUCUGUGUGUCAUUCCUCCAGCACUACAGAUAAUCAAGUGAUAUUUGGAUGUGAUGCAUUAGUUCCAUUGUUGACAUUUGUGUUGUUGGCCCACUGAUGAUUUAAUGACAUGAAACUGUUCAUUGACGCCUCCCACUGUAUGAAUAAAUGUUGUUUCCACGUCAUUUCAACUAAAUAAAUCCAUGUGAUGAUGUUAGAUCAAUGUAGAAAACUGAUUGGAUUUGUAAAAAGCAUCAACAUAAGGUAAUUUUUUUUUUAUUCACUGAACUUGCAAUUUAAAUCCAAUGACAAGUGACAUUUUGUGUUGAUUUCGUGUUGAAUUCACUUUAGUUGACGAAUCAAAGAAAUGUAAAUAGAAACUAGAUGUAGAACUGACGUCUGAGCCCAGUGGGCUGGUUUGAAUAAGCAGCAGGUGUUGAAUCUGAUGUAUCAAAUACUUAUGUCAUGCAAUAAAAUGCAAA